Molecule: messenger RNA, 4468 nt
Organism: Lampris incognitus (smalleye Pacific opah)
Lineage: Eukaryota; Metazoa; Chordata; Actinopteri; Lampriformes; Lampridae
Product: protein NLRC3-like
Exons: 15
Coding region: 911-4135 (1074 amino acids)
Molecular function (GO): protein binding
Source: RefSeq, a predicted model, not a curated record
UCGGGGUACAAAUAUGUAGCAGCAGGAGCAGUAAAAGUGGGUUGUAAUCCACAGCAACACAACAGUCUCAUAGUGGGAUAUUCUUCCAUGACUUGGUUUUAGUGGAUCUCUGUUGCUGUUGACGUCUUCCUGCUUCAUCUAGCGGACAAUCAGAAUAAUGCGUACGCCAGCAGGGGCCUGUUGGGGUGCCAGGCCACGAUGAAGGUUGGAGAAUCACAUUGCACCUCCCACAACUUCGCCCCUGUUUCAACUUCAGCGAUGUCUAUGAAGUGAUCCUCUGAAGCUGAGGCCAACAUCUUGCCAUCAUGGCUGAAACUCGGUGUCCUCACAGGCCAGUCAAACCUGGAGAAACAGCAGACACACACUAGCUCCUCUGUGUUCCAGAGGCUGACCAGGGCGUAGGCACUUCCUGUAGUGAAGUAAGAGCCAGUGGGAUCGAACUUGAUGCCGAUACAGUUGGAUGGAUGGGCGCUGAUGGGCUGAAUGGGCUUCAGCUCUGGGUAACUGAGAAUAUUGAUAUGAAGACAGGUCUGUUUGACUUGAUGUGGACCUGAGUUCACCAGUGGUACCCAGACAGAACCAACAGCAGCCAACAGGUUAUAGUGUGUUGUCUCUCCUCAUUCUGUUGGUCUACACUCUGCUAUGAAUGUGUCUGAGGGGAGAGAGGAGGGAGGUCCUACCUCUAAAACCACUCUGUCUGGGGAACAUGGCAGCCAGACCAAAGCUAAGAGCCCAGUCCAGCAGGAGAGACCAGACUCCCCUGUACCCAGCUGUGUGUCCAUCAAGGGUGACCACUCUAUUAAUCUAUUAAUUUCAAAGAUGGACACCACUCUACUGAACAGAGCAGGAUCCAUCAGGAGAGACCAGACUCCCCUGUACCCGGUGUGUGUCCAUCAAGAGUGACUGGUCUAUGAAUCCACCUCUUAGAUUCAAAGAUGGACACCACUCUACUGAGCAGAGAGACCACCAGGAGAGGUCAGAGGUUCUCAGUGGUCAGUCUGUCCAGGAGCAUCAAACAGACCUGGACUCCAUAUUUAUGCUGCUCGAGGAGAACAUUGUCACUUUUGUGAAGAAGGAGCUGAAGAGGUUCCAGAAGGAUCUGAGUCCAGAUUACCCAGAGUGCUUAGAGAGACAGAGGGAGGAGGAAGAGGAGCAGAGGAGGAGUCCCAGAGAGGCACUUCUGAAGAUCACACUGCACUUCCUGAGGAGUAUGAAGCAGGAGGAGCUGGCUGACUCUCUGGAGAGCAAAACCCUUGUUACCUUGUGCCGGAGUAACCUCAAAGCAGCUCUGAAGGAGAAGUUUCAGUGUUUGUUUGAGGGUGUUGCUAAACCAGGAGAGUCAACACUUCUGAAUCAGAUCUACACAGAGCUCUACAUCACAGAGGGAGGCAGCGGAGAGGUCAAUAAUGAACAUGAGGUCAGACAGAUUGAAACAGCAUCCAGGAAACCAGCGAGACCAGAAACACCGAUCAAAUGGGAAGACAUCUUUAAAACCUUACCUGGACAAGAUAAACCAAUCAGAUCAUUGAUGACAAGGGGAGUGGCUGGCAUCGGGAAAACAGUCUUAACACAGAAGUUCACUCUGGACUGGGCUGAAGACAAAACCAACCACAAUAUACACUUCACAUUUCCAUUCACCUUCAGAGAGCUGAAUGUGCUGAAAGAUAAAGAGUUCAGCUUGGUGGGACUUCUUCAUCACUUCUUUAUUGAAACCAAAGAAGCAGGAAUCUGCAGCUUUGACCAGUUCCAAGUUGUGUUCAUCUUUGAUGGUCUGGAUGAGUGUCGACUUCCUCUGGACUUCCUGAACAAUGAGAUCUGGACUGAUGUCACAAAGUCCACCUCAGUGGAUGUGCUGCUGACAAACCUCAUCAAGGGGAAACUGCUUCCCUCUGCUCGCCUCUGGAUAACCACACGACCUGCAGCCGCCAACCAGAUCCCUCCUAAGUGGGUUGACAUGGUAACGGAGGUGGGAGGGUUCACUGAUCCACAGAAGGAGGAGUACUCCAGGAAGAGAUUCAGAGAUGAGGAGCAGGCCAGAAGAAUCAUCUCACACAUCAAGACAUCACGAAGCCUCCACAUCAUGUGUCACAUCCCAGUCUUCUGUUGGAUCAAUGCUACAGUUCUGGAUCAUGUGUUGAGAACAAAUGAGAGAGUAGAGAUGCCCAAGACCCUGACUGAGAUGUACAUCCACUUCCUGGUGGUUCAGUCCAUCCAGGGGACUGUGAAGUAUCAUGGGAGAUCUGAAACAGAGCCACACUGGAAUACAGAGAGCAGGAAGAUGAUUGAGUCUCUGGGAAAACUGGCCUUUGAACAGCUGGAGAAAGGCAACCUGAUCUUCUAUGAAGCAGACCUGACAGAGUGUGGCAUUGAUAUCAGAGCAGCCUCAGUAUAUUCAGGAGUGUUCACACAGAUCUUUAAAGAGGAGUGUGGGCUGUACCAGGACAAGGUUUUCUGCUUUGUCCAUCUGAGCAUUCAAGAGUUUCUGGCUGCUCUUUAUGUCUUUCUCUCAUUCAUCAAUGAUGGAGUCAAUCUGCUGUCAGCAACACAGUCAACCUCCAACUGGCUUAAACUAUUUAGAUAUAAACCAGACCUCUACCAGACAGCACUGGACAAGGCGUUAGAGAGUCCAAACGGACAUCUGGACUUGUUCCUGCGCUUCCUCCUGGGCCUCUCACUGAAACCCAAUCAGAAUCUCCUACGAGGCCUGCUGGGAAAGACAGGAAGUAAGUCACAGACCAAUCAGCAAACAGUCCGGUACAUCCAGAAGAAGAUCAGGGAGGAUCUCUCUCCAGAGAGAAGCAUCAAUCUGUUCCACUGUCUGAAUGAACUGAAUGACCAUUCUCUAGUGGAGGAGAUCCAACAGUACCUGACAUCAGGAAGACUCUCCACAGACCGACUCUCUCCUGCUCUGUGGUCAGCUCUGGUCUUCAUCUUACUGUCUUCAGAAGAGGAGCUGGACGUGUUUGACCUGAAGAAAUACUCUUCUUCAGAGGAGGGUCUUCUGAGGCUGCUGCCAGUGGUCAAAGCCUCCUAUACAGCUCUGUUGAGUUCCUGUAAUCUGUCAGACAGAAGCUGUGAAGUUGUGUCCUCAGUUCUCAGCUCCAACUCCUCUAGUGUGAGAGAGCUGGACCUGAGUCACAAUGAUCUGCAGGAUUCAGGAGUGAAGCUGCUCUCUGCUGGACUGGGGAGUCCACAAUGUAGACUGGAAACUCUCAGGUUGAGUUUCUGUAAUCUGUCAGACAGAAGCUGUGAAGUUGUGUCCUCGGUUCUCAGCUCCACCUCUAGUGUGAGAGAGCUGGACCUGAGUAACAAUGAUCUGCAAGACUCAGGAGUGAAGCUGCUCUCUGCUGGACUGGGGAGUCCACAAUGCAGACUGGAAACUGUCAGGCUGUCAGGCUGGCUGGUCACAGAGGAAGGUGUUUCUUCUCUGCUCUCAGCUCUGAGCUCCAACCCCUCCCAUCUGAGAGAGCUGGACCUGAGCUACAACCAGCCAGGAGACUCAGGAGGGAAGCUGCUCUCUGCUGGACCGGAGGAUCCACACUGGAGACUGAACACUCUCAGGUUGGACCAUGCUGGAGUGUGCUGGUUGACACCAGGAGUGAGGAAGUAUGCCUGUGAACUCACACUGGACCCAAACACAGCACACAGAGACCUCCUUCUGUGUGAGGACAACAGAAAGGUGACAUGGGGGAGAGAGGAGCAGUCGUAUCCUGAUCAUACAGACAGAUUUGACCUCUGGAGACAGGUUCUAUGUAGAGAGAGUCUGACUGACCGCUGUUACAUGGAGGUACAGUGGAAAGGAGAUGUUUAUAUAGGAGUGACUUACAGAGGAAUCAGAAGGAGAGGAGGAGGUGAUGACUCUCUGCUUGGGUAUAAUGAAAAGUCAUGGAGUCUGUCCUGCUAUAGUGAUGUAUACAGAGCCUGGCAUAAUAAAAGAGAAACACAGAUACGUAUCUCCUCCCCCUCCUCUUACAGAGUAGGAGUGUAUCUGGACUGGUCUGCUGGAACUCCGUCCUUCUACAGAGUCUCCUCUGACACACUGACACACCUCCACACCUUCACCUCCACAUUCACUGAACCUCUCCAUGUUGUGUUUGUGUUGUGGUCACCUGGCUCCUCAGUGUGUGUGUGUUAGAUAGAGGAGGUAGAGAUGCCUCCUGUGUCCUGGAGGAACACUCACACUCCUUCCCAAACACACCUGCUGACAUGAUAGAUCACUCUGUACACACACACACACACACACACACAAAUACAGACAGUGUGACCAAAGAUAUGUGUUUUGUGGUUGUAAUAGUUGUGUGGUGUGUUUAAUGUGUGUUGGGUGUAUGCUUCAUUGAUCAGUUUCUGCAUUUUAUUCAUGCUUAUAUUCUUAUAUUUACAUUGUUUAUGUUCCCUAUGUUUAUGUAAGCUUUAUGCCUAUAUUUGAUAUGUUGUCUUCUAAUGUAAAGCACACUGAGCUUACUUGGAA